This is a messenger RNA of Closterium sp. NIES-67, 1783 nucleotides long. The record is from the annotation of a GenBank genome assembly. Lineage: Eukaryota; Viridiplantae; Streptophyta; Zygnematophyceae; Desmidiales; Closteriaceae.
UCCGCAAAAUCAAGGGAGUUUCUAUCAGCACUAGGAACACCAUAGAUAGAAACUUGCUAAGGAUAAGGGACCCAAACAGGAUUUUGAGCUUCCCAUAAUAAAUCGUUGUCUUUAGUGCAAAGCUGUCCGCUCCUUCCUACUGCUGGUAUUUCUUCGCAGCACAUUCUAUUUCCGCGUUUCCGUUCAGUCCAGUAGAUUCCGUACCAUCUUCCUCCUCGAUCCCGUUGUCGAUUAUAAAACACCCAAGGACCCUCCGUCGUUAAAGCCAUGAUUAUCGAGGAGCUCCCGAGCGGCCCGCAAGCGGCGACGGAGCUCGCGGCGAAGGGCGACGCGCAGUUUGUGGACGAGGACUACGACGCGGCGGUGGAGCUGUACACGCAGGCGAUCGACGCGAAUGGCGCCACCGAUACAUACCUCUGCAAGCGCGCAGCCGCGCACAUCAAGCUCGAGAACUACACAGAUGCCGUGGCGGAUGCCAACGCAGCGAUCAAGUUGAAUCCGAACUGCGCGCUGGCUUACCUUCGCAAAGGCGUGGCAUGCCACCAUCUGGAGGAGUACGAGACGGCCCUAGCGGCGUUCAAGGCGGGAGCCAAGCUGGAGCCAAACGAUGCCAAGUUCCGUAACGGCAUCCGCAAGGCAGAGGCGGAGCUGCAGAGCCAAGAAGACGAGGAUAUGACAGUGGACGCCCCUACCGCCUCUGCUCCAUCCGCAUCCCCAGCUCCUGGCCCUGCUCCCGCCUCCUCUGCUCCUCCCGCCUCCUCUGCCCCUGUGUCUGCGCCAGCACCAGCACCAGCAGCAGCAGCAGCACCUCCGCCUCCUAAGUACAGACACGAGUUUUACCAGUCAGCAACGACGGUGGUGGUAACUGUAUUCGCCAAGGGCGUUUCAUCCGACCAGCUCAAAGUGCAGAUUGGGGAGCAAGUGCUAAGCGUGGUAAUCGAGUCAGCCAAUGAGGAGCCGCCAUAUGUCCUGCAGCUGCGGCUUUUUGGAAAGGUGGACCCUGCUCGCAGCAAGCACGUGCUGAUGAGCACCAAGGUCGAGGUGCGUCUGCAAAAGGCAGAGAGCAUCCACUGGACCGCGCUGGAAGCCACCAAACGGCCGGCAGUGGUGCAACCGGUUAACGUGUCUGAUGAGACCGCCGAGAAGCUGAAGCACAUGUACCCUUCGUCCCGCAAGCAGCAUGUGAACUGGGACCAGCUGGAGGCGGAAGUGAAGGCGGAGGAGAAGGAUGAGAAGCUCGACGGAGAUGCGGCGCUGAACAAGCUCUUCCAAGACAUUUACGCAGGGGCAGACGAGGAGACCCGCCGAGCGAUGAACAAGUCAUUUGUGGAGUCGAAGGGGACGGUGCUAUCAACCAACUGGAAGGAGGUUGGAGCAGGGAAGGUCGAUGCCAAGGGGGACUGAACUGCACACAACGAGCAAAGUGCCCCAGUAUCCCAUGCUUCUGGAGACUCACUAACUAGUCAUUGAAAGAAACGGUAGAUGGUAGUUAGGAGGCACGGUGGUUAGCACAACUGAACACAGCUGAAGGUCGGUCAUUUGACUCAUGUCUCGCUCAGACUGAGGACAUGGGAUGGGACUCAAAACACAAGCGGAUGAAAUGGGAAGGCCAAGGGCAAGGACGGAGAGGAGACAUGAUAGAAGAGACUUGAUAUGGUAGAUGAUGUUAAAUUAUAUAUUGUGUUAUAUAAUUGUUAGGCUUGGUAGGUUACCGAACUCUACUGUAGAGGGUACAAUCCCCUCCUUGUAUCCCUCUCUUUCUAGUCCAACCCUGUUUUCUCUC